GUGGGACAUCAACCUCGAGAAACACGAUGACAUCAGCGUCAGCAACGCACGCAUCCUCUUGGAGCAGUUCUUCCUGCUCUAGGACAGGGAGAACAUCCGGUGGAACUAGCUUCUCGAAUUAUUCUGAGAAGCUUUCCCACGACACGACUCAACGUCUGAAGAAGCAUGGUUUUUGGCCCCCUACCGAAAUCCAAAAGCGUGCUUUGCAACCAGUGCUGCAAGGUCGGGACGUCCUCGCUCGCGCGGCACCGGGAUCCGGGAAAACAGUGGCGUUUUUAGCCCCCGUACUGGAGAGAGCGGCACAGGUAUACUCGCGACAACAUGAGCCGAUACUGUGGCUCACGCCAACAGCAGAAUUGGCCGAGCAGACCCGUUUCGUAGCUGGGCAAGUCAAAUUAUGGUCGCUUUUUCUUCACUAUCCAGUGUGACUGUGAGCUAUCCCGAGUGGGAUGAUAACCCCCUCGAUUUGAAGGGAAAUUCUAAAAAUUCAAGGGGUAAGAAAGCCAGCCAGUCCACCAGCACGGAUCGUGCGCAAAAUUAGUAGCUUUAAUCAAAGCAGUGAAUCAAAGAGUCCUAUUACUCCAACCAGGAAUGAAUCAAGCGUUCUUGAGACGCAUUCUUAGAGAAGGACAUGACAUGCUGAUCGGAACGCCUGGAGUCUUAUUGAGAUUAGCUUCGUCGAGUUCAUCGUCUUCAGCAACCAAAAUAUUGAGUCUCCAUCCCCGUAUUGUGGUCCUGGAUGAGGCCGAUCAACUCUUUUCGAAGCAAUAUGUGGAUCAAACUCGAGAACUGUUGCGAUUGGUCAGCAGUACAAGGGAGCAAACACUAGCUUUCUCAGCGACAAAACCUGCCUGGCUGAGGGAUUUGAUGCUAGAAUGGUGCACAAGCAGCAGUUGUACUGCCAUCAAACAAAGGAGGGCGGCGACUACACCCGCAUCUUCGCAUAUUACUUCUAGCAAAUGUAGCAUUACGGCUGUACCUAAUACAUCUGUGGACGCAUCCUUGAAACGUAUGGAGGAGUAUCCUAAGGGAAUACUCCCCCAUACUUUUCAAGGAUGCACUUGAAAGAUGAUUUACGGACAGCUCUAAUAGUACGGACGGGGACAUUUAUAGCGAUGAUCAUGCAAUAUCUCCUUCAACAACAUCUCGUCGAUUAUCUUUUUCACCGACAGGAGGAGCCCCCCAUGGACCAGUAGCAGGAGCUCCACUUGAAAUAGAGACCGGGUGCGCCUUGAAUGCUAAAAUUUCUCAUCUUCAGUAUGCAUUACCUCCAUGUAUGGGGGGUGCUGGCGGUGGUUCGAAGAUGAAGAAUGUCCCUCAGAAGAUUGGGACAGCUGUAGGUCACGUACUAUCACAGUGGAGAGAUGGAAAGCUAGGACGUGAUCAUCAACAAGUUCUUGGUUCAAGAUCUUCACCGAACAAGCUUGCUCUUGUCUUCGCACCUACACGCAGCGACUGUACUCUCAUUAUGGAGUAUCUAAAACGACACUUGUCAUCUGGCUGCAGCUCAUCUCGAGAACAACUGCAAGUGCAGCAAUUGAGUGGUGCUAAGUCAGUCACAGAACGCAUGGACACCGUGAAAUCCUUUCGCAAGGGUGAAUUCGGUGUGUUGGUCACCACAGACGUUGCCGCCAGAGGUUUGGACUUGCCUGAAAUUAGUCUAGUAAUACACACACCUAGUGGGAUUCAGACGGCAACAUCUGCAGGAUCGCCUUAUGGGACUGGUCCGCUUACCUUUGGAUCUGAGUUUCCAUCUAGUGGGAGAAUGGCAGUUAAGUCGAAUAACAAGCGUGUCCAGAAUAGCAUUCCCACUUUGGAUACCUAUGUUCAUCGCGCUGGUCGUAUAAGGAUAGCGGGAACAAGUGUGGUAAUGUUGCCGGAAAAUACCAGGAAAGAGACUUGGAAAACUGGAGGGAUAAACAGUGACAAGAACAGUAUGAUCAGGGGGAAUUUUACUCGGGACAAGGAUGUAGAAGAGGAUGUAUUUGCAGACGAUGUUGUAAGCAGGGAAGCAUCGAGUUGUAUCAGCGGAUGUGGAAAAGUUUUCUCGCCCACCUCCACAGCCAAAAUGAAGAGAAGUUCGAACGCUACUAUUGUUGGCAAGAGAAAGAACCGGUUGAGACGUGUACAACGACAAAAGAGCGGACUUGCAAGGGCAAGGGCGGCUGCGAAUGCUUCAAAACAUUCUUCAUCAAAGAGGGACUUUCAUCAGAUUGCUUCCAAUGGCGGCUUAAGCUCUCUCGCGUCUCACUCUCACGUGCUCCUCUCUUCUCCGAAACCCAAACGUAUUCAGUCGCUCGAACGGCAACUGGGGAUUCGUUUUGCCGAUUUAGAGACUCCCGAUCCCCAAGAAUUGCGUGAAGAGAGGCUAAAAACGCUGCUUGAGGAAUGCGAGCGCGCCUAUGGCUUGGACACGGAGUCCUUUGCAAAGGACGUUGAGCACUAUCUCCAGCACUGUAUGGAUGAUAUUUCCUCCCCCAUCUUUAAAAACUGCUCAUCCUGGCACUCGUAAUUUCAAGGGGACAAGCUGCCAGGAUGGUCUGUCUAGAUGGAGGAACAAAGAAACGCCAUUCAUACACUACGAUGGAGCACAACUGUUAGCGCAAGCAUUGUGUCUGCUGGAGCAGAAGGAUAAAAGCUUUCAAUGGGCAUCUCCGUUGUCAGGGAAAAAAGAAUACGUUCCGGUUUUGUUUCCAAACUACGCUAGAAGUGCUGUGGAAGUCAGUAACGGAAACGGGGUGUUGAACAGGAUGAAGACCGCGAAGACUCCUAACGAAGCAGCUAAUGAACGCACAGUAGUACGGAGUCGUCCACAUUUGCUGUCAGUGAUUCAAAAAGCUCUGGAAGGUACUAGUGGAGCUGCGGACGGGCAGAGAGAGAACACCAGGGACAAUGAUCCAGAUUUUUUUGUUGCAGAUACAACAAGGGCAGGCUCAUCCCUCUCAAGAACACCAUCUGGCAUAAACCGUGAGCAGCGUGCUUGGGCUUCGCACUUCAUCAACCGACGUCUUGGUCGUGUGGCCUUAACGACAAAAGGGUACGUUGUUGACGUCAAAGUAGAUGAUUUGCGGUACAUAGUAGAAAAUCCAAUACUGAAAAAAAUGCUAAGACCUGUGUGCGUGUCAUCUGUGCCACCCAUAGUGAAAAAUGAGCAAAGGUAUCAGGUGUCGCAGUUCUGGAAGAGGAAAGGGAUGGGGAUGAGGACGAUGUUGGGAAAUGCGAAGGGGUAGGAAUGCUUUGUGAAGCAUCUGGAACUUUUUGACCUCAUAAGUUUAUUAACUUCGAUCAUGACGCUUUUUUACGCUGACCAUGACGCUUGAUUCGGUACUAUCAU
Molecule: messenger RNA, 3334 nt
Organism: Amoebophrya sp. A25
Lineage: Eukaryota; Dinophyceae; Syndiniales; Amoebophryaceae
Source: the annotation of a GenBank genome assembly